Molecule: messenger RNA, 6689 nt
Organism: Notechis scutatus (mainland tiger snake)
Lineage: Eukaryota; Metazoa; Chordata; Lepidosauria; Squamata; Elapidae
Source: RefSeq, a predicted model, not a curated record
GCGCCCGGAUAAAGGUUCCGUUCCGUGCGCAGUGCGACUGGAUGCGUCGCUGCUGACAGGGGAGCAGGAGGUUAAGCCUGGGGAAAAGGCGGCAGCGACAGCCUGGCAUCGUCCGACUCCCCACCGUGGUGGGAAGAGGACUCUGGAGUUGAAGCCCCUGCGGAGGAAAUGUCGGAGGGAUGGGGAGGCCCCACCGUCCGCGGCUCCGGCGGAGGAUUAAACCGCGAGCUGUGCCGCACGUUCGGCCACUACAACCGGCACCUAACGCGAUUGCAGCACAACUUGCGCGAAACGAAGAAGUUCUUCCGCGACCUCAAAUACUCCCAAGGGCCCACUGUUUUCCCCGUUGUUGCUAAUGCUGGGCCUGUCGGGGAGGAGCCGCCUGAACAACACCCCGCCCCUUCGGCCGUUGAUAGCGCCCCUGCUGGUGGGGGUGCCUCCCUGCUCACCGGACAGCUAAGUUCAAUUGCUUUUCCCCGACAUGAGGAAGAAUACCUCCAGCUGACAGUAAGCUGUCACCCAUGCUUAUUAAUCUUUGGUCAAAACUGUAAUGCCAAAUGCCAAUUACUCAACAUGCUUUUGGGAAAGAGACUGCUACCUACCACAAAAAUUAGCGAGGAGCAUUGUAAGAGGCGUCGAAUUCGUUUUACACACGGAAGACAGACACGGAUCAGUUUAGCUCUACCAGGACAGUAUGAAUUGGUUCAUAAUUUGGCAGCUCAUCAAAGUAGUUGGGAAACAAUACCUGAGGAGGACUUAGAAAUCCAUGAUGAUGAUGAGGAUCUGGCACAUCAGAUUGCAGAGUUGGAGGUUACACUGAAUCAUUCCUUAUUACAGGAAAUGGAUAUUGUGAUAGCUCCAUGUCGGGGAUUCCAGUCAGCUGAAGACACUUUGGGAGAAUACAUCAACAGCGUUCUUCCAGUCAUCACUUUUGCCAUCAGUGAGGCUGAACUUUCAACCCUGGACAUGAACGAGUUGCAAGAGAUUAAAGAGAAGUUCGCUUUACCCAUCUUCUUUUUCAAAGUAUUAAAUUUAGGAUCUGAACUAAUAUCUCCUCAGAAUGCGGAAACUGAAAAGUCAUCCCUUUUUCGGCAACUGCUAGAUUUAGAUUAUCUUAGUAGCAGCCAUUGCAGUUGUGGAGCUCCUAGCACUGAUGCCAAAGCCCAAAGCAUGCUGGUAGAACAGUCUGAUAAGAUUCGUCUGCUUAGCACUUUCUCCAAACAAGUGCUACAACAGCGCUUGGUAGACGCUGCCACCAUUUUGAACAUUGUACACUACCGUUGCUUAGACAUUUUUAUCAACCAAGCCUUUGACAUGCAACGAGACCUGCAAAUCACUCCAAAGCGUUUAGAGUAUACGCGGAAGAAAGAGAAUGAGCUGUAUGAAUCUCUGAUGAAUAUAGCCAACCGCAAACAAGAAGAAAUGAAAGAUAUGAUAAUUGAAACUCUCAAUAACAUGAAAGAAGAGCUGCUGGAAGAUGCUGCUAAUAUGGAAUUCAAAGAUAUAAUUAUUCCUGAGAAUGGGGAGCCUAUAAGUUCUAAAGACAUUAAGUGCUGUAUGAAGCAAAUCCAGGAAUUGAUAAUCUCAAGGUUAAACCAAGCAGUAGCUAAUAAACUCAUAAGUUCUGUGGACUAUUUGCGAGAGAGCUUUGUAGGCACUCUGGAAAGAUGUCUGAAGAGUCUGGAAAAAUCUCAGCAGGAUAUUUCAGUACAUAUUACAAGCAAUUAUUUAAAACAGAUAUUGAAUGCAGCCUACCACGUAGAAGUUACUUUUCACUCUGGUUCAACAGUAUCACGGAUGCUGUGGGAACAGAUCAAGCAGAUAAUACAACGGAUCUCUUGGGUGAGCCCACCCGCUAUCACCAGGGAGUGGAAAAGGAAGAUUGCUCAGGAUGCCAUUGAGAGUCUUAGCGCAUCCAGAUUGGCAAAGAGCAUCUGCAGCCAGUUCCGAACAAGGCUAAAUAGCUCUCAUGAAGCUUUUGCUGCUUCUUUGCGACAGCUAGAGGCUGGCCAUUCGGGUAGGCUUGAAAAAACAGAGGAUCUUUGGUUGAAGGUGCGGAAAGACCAUGCCCCUCGCCUUGCCCGUCUGUCACUGGAAAGCAGGUCCUUGCAAGAUGUUUUGUUAUAUGGCAAACCAAAACUAGGCCGUGAAUUGGGCCGAGGGCAAUAUGGAGUGGUGUACCUAUGUAAUGCCUGGGGGGGACACUUCCCAUGUGCACUCAAAUCUGUCGUUCCACCAGAUGAAAAGCAUUGGAAUGAUCUUGCACUAGAAUUUCACUAUAUGAGGUCACUGCCAAAGCAUGAGCGGUUGGUAGACCUUCAUGGAUCAGUGAUAGAUUACAGUUAUGGAGGAGGUUCCAGCAUUGCUGUUUUACUGAUAAUGGAACAGUUACACAGAGACCUCUAUACUGGAUUAAAGGCUGGUUUGACACUGGAGACAAGAUUACAGAUUGCACUGGAUGUAGUUGAAGGGAUUCGUUUUCUUCAUAGCCAGGGGCUCGUUCAUAGAGAUAUCAAACUUAAAAAUGUACUGCUUGAUAAAAACAACAGAGCUAAAAUCACUGACCUGGGAUUUUGUAAACCUGAAGCAAUGAUGUCUGGAAGUAUUGUUGGGACACCUAUACAUAUGGCUCCUGAACUCUUCACAGGGAAAUAUGAUAACUCUGUGGAUGUGUAUGCAUUUGGCAUCCUAUUCUGGUACAUCUGUUCAGGGCAUGUGAAAUUACCAGAGGCUUUUGAGAGAUGUGCAAACAAGGAUCAUCUUUGGAACAAUGUGUUCGCCCUGAACGUCUUCCCAUUUUUGAUGCGGAAUGUUGGCAGUUGAUGCAAGCCUGUUGGGAUGGGGACUCUUCUCAGCGCCCUCUCUUGGGCAUAGUUCAACCUAUGUUGCAGGGAAUAAUGGAUAGACUUUGCAAAUUGUACUCUGAGCAGUUAAACAAAGGACUUGAUGAUUCCACUUGAAGGCAUUGUGAAUUUGUUCAGUUAUGUGAGAACCCGGGUUCCCACUUUGCCACUGACAACUCAGUGGCUGUCUGGAACAAGCCAGCCAAAAAUUGAGGGUUCAGGUGAGAUGAUUGAAAUUCCACCUUUAUAUAAUAGCCAGAGACUUCUGUUUUCAAUACACACUACUAAUGUAGCUUGACAGCGCUUCCUUCUUUCUUAAAAAUAAAUUAGGAGACUUAGACCCCAGUCUGCAAGGGGUUUUACCUAUCCAUUCAGGUCAAGGCAGAAGCACUGUUAAGUUUGGAACUCUGGCAGUCAACAAGCUGCAUCUUAAGCUAUAGUUCCUGCAUAACUAGAUGCAUGUACAUCAACCUUUCUGAAUGUUACACAUAUGAAUGUGGAUGAUUGAAAGAAAUAAGAUAGUGUCCCUUCCAAAGGGAGGGUAAUCCUCUAAUUUUUGCAGUGCAGAGAGCUGUGAACUAAUUUGGACUCCUGAUAAUAUCUGAUAUUGUUUGCACAAUGGGAUCAAAGUUCAUAAUGGGAAAGUCUCACUGCAAGAAUAUCCCAAAGUAUAAGCUCACUGUCAUUUAUGAACCAAAUUGCUUUUGGGGAAAUUGACAAAUAGGUGACAAUGGCCUUAUUUUAUUAUCACCAUUACUUUACAAACUUUAAGACAAUACUUCACCCAAAAGUUGUUGAUAUAUUGAAAUAAAAAGACAAGUAACAACUAUUGUCUGUACCCAAUGGACAACCAAAUGUUUUUAAUCAUGGCAGAUUUUGCUUUUCUUUUUUCCCUUUGAAUCUAAAGAAAGGCAAUGACUGUUUUAAACUCUUAAUGUCAACUGGCUAUUUUAAAACAUUUUGUCAGCUUUGUAUUUUUAAGUCAUUCCUUUGAAAACCAUUUAAGAGAAACCUGUCACUUUUCUAUGGAUAUGUCUGACCAUUUUCUUCUUUGGGUUUUAUCAUUUAAUAUUUCCCAUGUAAUUUACAUACUCCAAUACAAUGAUUCAUUUGUUUAUACACAAUUUAGUUUCAUAGCACAAUAUUUUAAAAUGUAGGCUGAAAUGCAGUGUAACUGGCACAGAUCUAGAAUGGGACCAACUACCACUGUUACUUCAGCUGUUUGGAGAAUGAGAUAUACCAUUUUCCUUCAUCUGUAUACCAAGAGACAUAUGCUGGUCCCAUUGACAUAGGAUAACCUGUAUGCUGUGCAAACCUAAUCAUCAUUUUUUCUGGGAGGCACCUUGCCUUGUACAAAGCAGAAAUGGGGCCUCUUCCCUACAUACGUAAAUCACUAAAAACAAAAGUAGCCCCACAGUGCUUUCAGUAGCAAAAUAAAGUUUGUGUGUGUGCAAUAAAAUCAGAUAUCAUGCUUUUAAAAUGACUGCUUCUUACUUAAUUGCAUUUAUUGUUCUGUUGCAGUCUAAAGUUGUUUUGGCACUUCUGUCUAAAAAUUGUAGUAUUUGGCAAAUUUAUCAAAAUAGGCAGCCAUAGCUGUGAACAAAAGCACCUUUUCUCGCAUAAGAAGUUCUAAUAUUGCCACAGAUGUAUUUUUGGACAACCAUUCCAGUCACUUGACAGUAUUAUUUUAUAUCUUUCGUUUGUGCUAUGGUGGCUAGUGACCUUGUUUAGAAUUAGGAGCAUCUCGGUCAGUAUUUUUGGAAAUAUAGAAAUCGUUUAUGUAAUAUAAAAUGAAGCUGUUUUUGAACACAUUGUGUAUAGCUUUUACCAAUCCGCUACUUUUUCACUGUUUAUCUUGUGCCUUUAAAAAAUAAUAGUUGUCAAACCACGCUCUUUUGGGGCUGUCUUCCCCCAUUGACAUAAAAUUGGCUGUAUCACUUCUCGGUAUAAAACAUGCAUGCACUUUUCUGCUGGGAAUAUAUUUUUAUUUGUACUGUUAUCAGUCCUCACAAACAGAUGCCGUAUCUGCAAAAAACAGAUGAAUGUUUUUGUUCCUAAAGAUGCUACUAGUAAAAUACAUUAGGUUUGGAUUUAAACGAUACAUUCCAUUUCUUAUUAGAAAGUUGAGUUUUCCUAGUGUUACUACUACUACUAUAGCAUGAGAAAUGCAGCAUAUAUUGUAAACACUAAAUCUUUUCAAAGGUGAAGGUAUAGGAACAGAAUGUGGUAUUAUUCAUAAUAUUGCGAUGGAUGGAUGAUACCAGCUGUCAAACCAAGAGUCAGAUUUGACAAAAGUAUCCCAUCAGAUCUCUCUAAAAUCUUCCAAUUAUGAUUGCCUAUAACUACUCUCCCUGCUUCCAUUAAAACUUGGUUAAUUUUAUCCCAAUUAUUCCAUACUCAGAAUGAGGCUUUAUUUAUUGAACUGUACUACGCAAGGUUUACAAGUUACUAGCAACUGAAUGGCUAAAGCAGGUGCUCCAGAAGAUUAGGUUGCUAUGUAUGCAGAUCAAAUGAAAUCCAGCUAGUUUACAAAACAGAUAUAUCUGCAAAAAUUACAGCUGGCAGGAUCAAAUUAUUCACAUUGGUGCUAGUAAUUGAUGCGUCCUAGGUGAAACUAUCUGAAGUUGUUUCAUUGCUUCUUUGGGAACUGGCCAUAUAAGUUCUGGACAAACACUACAUAGGAGUUACAUGAGCUACAUUUUAGUUUUAUAAAGCAAGGCUUGAAUUCAGAGUAAAACUGCAUUGUUGUUGUGCUGAAGACACCUAGCCUUAGCUUGCUGGUGCAUUACUCCUACCAGUCACAUUACUAUUUAAAUGGAUUGUGGCAACUGACAUUUCUUUUAUCGCCUCAAUCAUAUAUUGCUUAUGGCUUGAUUGUACAAUGCACAUUGUUCUAGCUUUUUUAAUUAAAAAAAACAAGCUCUACCAUUUAACAGUUUUUAUAAGCACUUCCUUUUUGUUUUUUUCUGUUCCUUCCCCUCCUGUUGUCAGGAUUUGGAAAGUCAGGAGAGAUACUUGAAUCAUCAUUUUCUUCUUUUUAUUUCCAGAGUCAUAGACUUAAUGAGAUGAACAUCAGCACUGCUUCUUUAUUUAAUGUGUUUUUGUGCUAAGCUCUUUUCAUUUUUAGAGAUGUUUAUAAUGCUUUGUCUAUAUCCACUAUCUCUUAGUCAGAAGUUAUCCUUUUAAAAAUAUCAUUGGUUUAUUUUUCUCCAGGGAGAGAAUAAGAACAUAUUUGCAUAUGAAACUCCCUCAGGGGCUUAAAUAGCACUGCAUUUCUUUAACAUUUUCAUUUUGGUCUGUUAAAUUGAUGGUCAACUGUUACAUUUGAUCGGGAGCAGAUGAAAUAUGACAGAGUUGUAUAGUUCCACUGUAAUGCCCGCAGAUUUUGUACUAUUUUUAUUUUAAAUUUUUAAAAACUGAUGUAUUAUAGUGUUAAAGGCAAGAUAACAAACUUACCAAUUAUAUAGGAAAAGUGCAAUAAUAUGGAAAUUCAAAAUUUAAGGACAAGUAUUUUCCUUGUAUUGUGUAAUACUAAUUACUUUUCCACUGCUGCCCCUCUUCAUAAGAUGUAUUUUAAAACAAUGUGAGAAUUGGUUCUUCAUUUAAUGCCAUGAUGAAGCUGUGUUUUAAUAGGUGAUAGAAUGCACUGAAGUGCUGUUACAUAAUAAAUAUUUCAUUAACAUUUUAUGUGACUGAUAUGGUUUAUUCUUUCAAUAAUUGUUAUAGUUUUAUCUGUGACAUCAACUGUGGUGGUGAGAGAGACAAACUGCAGUAACACUGAUGACUAAUUUGACAUUUUAUUUGCUUAAGCUUUGUUGCUUCCAUUAAUAGCAUUUUUCUAUUUGA